GUUUCCCACCACCACACACAAAGCUCUCCAAAGUCCCGGUCCCCUCACGCGGAUCGUCACAUAACAGAAAAGAAACAAAAAAAUCCAGAAAACUACAAAAAAAAUUCCGUGCGACGCACUCCUCCCGCUUCGUCAACCCCUCCACCGUUGUCGAGCGACCUUCCCUUUCACGACCGCACGUCGCAAGUAGAAGGAACGCAGCACACUCGCCUGUCCACUCCCUAGGUCUCUCACAGGACCGCUUCUUGUCGCAAGUUGUCUGACACGCAGAUAGCCACCAUGUCUGAAGUCGCCAACGCCACCUCUCCCGUCCAGGACGGUGCUGCCAACGCCAACAGCGCCGAGGUCAACACCCAGGUCCCUGCCGCCCAGGGCGAGGCUCCCACUCCCACCGCCCAGCAGGCUCACCAGAACUCCGCCUCCCUCUAUGUCGGCGAGCUCGAUCCCUCCGUCACCGAGGCCAUGCUCUUCGAGCUGUUCUCCUCCAUCGGCCAGGUCGCCUCGAUCCGUGUCUGUCGUGACGCCGUUACCCGUCGCUCGCUCGGUUACGCCUAUGUUAACUACAACAGCUCUGAGGACGGCGAGAAGGCCCUCGAGGAGCUGAACUACACCGUUAUCAAGGGCAGGCCUUGCCGCAUCAUGUGGUCUCAGCGUGACCCCGCUCUGCGCAAGACUGGUCAGGGCAACGUCUUCAUCAAGAACCUUGACCACGCCAUUGACAACAAGGCUCUUCACGACACCUUCGCCGCCUUCGGCAACAUCCUGUCCUGCAAGGUCGCUCAGGACGAGAUGGGCAACUCCAAGGGCUACGGAUUUGUCCAUUACGAGACGGCCGAGGCCGCCAACAACGCCAUCAAGCACGUUAACGGCAUGCUUCUGAACGAGAAGAAGGUCUUCGUCGGCCACCACAUCCCCAAGAAGGAGCGCAUGAGCAAGUUCGAGGAGAUGAAGGCCAACUUCACCAACAUCUACGUCAAGAACAUCGACCUCGAUGUCACCGACGACGAGUUCCGUGAGCUCUUCGAGAAGCACGGAGAUAUCACCUCCGCGUCCAUCGCAAGGGACGACCAGGGCAAGAGCCGUGGUUUCGGUUUCGUCAACUACAUCAAGCACGAGGCUGCCUCCGCUGCCGUCGAGGCUUUGAACGACACCGACUUCAAGGGCCAGAAGCUCUACGUCGGCCGUGCCCAGAAGAAGCACGAGCGUGAGGAGGAGCUCCGCAAGCAGUACGAGGCUGCCCGUCUUGAGAAGCAGUCCAAGUACCAGGGCGUCAACCUCUACAUCAAGAACCUCGGCGACGAUGUCGAUGAUGAGAAGCUCCGCGAGAUGUUCACUCCUUUCGGUACCAUCACCUCCGCUAAGGUCAUGCGCGAUGCCGUCCCCGCUGAGGGCGCCAAGGCCGAGUCCGACUCUGAGGAGAAGAAGGCUGAGACCGAGGAGAAGAAGGCUGAGACUGAGGAGAAGAAGGAUGAGAAGGAGGAUGCUGAGGAGAAGAAGGACGAGUCCUCUGAUGAGAAGAAGGAUGACUCCACCAAGGCUGGCGACAAGGUCACCAUCAAGGGCGAGAAGAAGAUCCUCGGCAAGAGCAAGGGUUUCGGUUUCGUCUGCUUCAGCAACCCCGACGAGGCGACCAAGGCUGUUACCGACAUGAACCAGCGCAUGUUCGAUGGCAAGCCUCUCUACGUCGCUCUUGCUCAGCGCAAGGAUGUCCGCAAGAACCAGCUCGAGGCCACCAUCCAGGCCCGCAAUCAGCUCCGCAUGCAGCAGCAACAGCAGCAGCAGUUCGGCGGCAUGCCCCAGAUGUUCGUCGCUCCUGGCCAGCCCAUGAUGUUCCCUCCUGGCGGUCGUGGCCAGAUGCCUUUCCCCGCUAGCAUCCCUGGUCAGCAGGGCGGUCGUGGUGGCUUCCCCGGCGGUAUGCCCCAGCAGGGUGGCCGUGGCGGCCCCAACGCCCAGCAGAUGCCUCCCAUGUACAUGCCUCCCGGCAUGGCUCCCGGUGGUUUCCCCGCUCCUUACAUGACUCCUCAGUACAUGCAGCUCGCUGCUCAAGCUCAGCAGGCCAUGGGUGGCCGUGGUGGUCGCGGCGCCGGCCCCAUGCCCGGCAUGCCCGGUAUGCCCCAGGGUCAGAUGGCUCCCGCGAUGCGCGGCGGCCAGGGCUUCCCUCAGGGUGGUCGUGGCGGUCCUAACGGCCGUCCUGGCCAGGGUCCUCAGGCUGGCUUCCCUCAGGGCCGCCCCGCUGGUAUCGACCUGAACGUCCUCAACGCUGCUCCUGCCGGCCAGCAGAAGCAGAUGCUCGGUGAGGCGCUUUACCCCAAGAUUCACGAGAUGCAGCCCGAGUUGGCUGGCAAGAUCACUGGUAUGCUCCUUGAGAUGGACAACAGUGAGCUCAUCAACCUCACCUCCGACGAGUCCGCUCUCCGCGCCAAGGUCGAUGAGGCCAUGAGUGUCUACGACGAAUACGUCAAGAACAAGGACGGUGAGGGCGAGAAGGAGGCCCCCAAGGAGGAGACUAAGGAAGAGACCAAGGCUUAACUUAUUCUAGUUGCUACCGAGUAGGACUCGCUCCGUAUCACUCUUGAUCGACAGCGACCCGCGAUGGUUUCAACAGUUUCUUAAUGGCGAACGGCGUACGGUUUACGGGUUCUUACGAUGGCGGAUGGCUUCACGAAUGCACCCAAAAGUUCUGACGAUUUCGACGCGGUCUCCACCUUUUUUCGACACCGACCCCUUAGUUGGACGUCGGUUGUCACCCAACUCGAUCUACUGAGUUGGGUUUUCAACGGUUCCUUAAUUUGUUUUGUAUCAUAGAUGGACGAGUCUGCGCUGACAGCGACACGAUAUGGGUGGAUUGAUGGAUUUCCCAGUAUGAUACCUCACAGCAGCUGUUACACACCCGGCUGGCUUACGUUCGAUCCCGAUUGUUUACCGAGAGGGUAAUGAUGGUAGAUGUAUGGCGGAUGGUGCAUGAUGUGGACGAUGGAUAUGACAAGGAAUAAAUCUUACGGAUGUAGUCGAUAGUCCAAU
This is a messenger RNA of Macroventuria anomochaeta, 3021 nucleotides long. Its product is annotated as polyadenylate binding protein. The transcript is spliced from 3 exons. The record is from RefSeq and is a predicted model, not a curated record. The coding region runs from base 280 to 2529 and encodes 749 amino acids. Lineage: Eukaryota; Fungi; Ascomycota; Dothideomycetes; Pleosporales; Didymellaceae. Gene Ontology annotation, molecular function: RNA binding. Gene Ontology annotation, cellular component: ribonucleoprotein complex.